Messenger RNA from Danaus chrysippus (African queen), 255 nucleotides. The record is from the annotation of a GenBank genome assembly. NCBI's taxonomy places the organism in Eukaryota, Metazoa, Arthropoda, Insecta, Lepidoptera, Nymphalidae.
AUGGCUUCGCAACAAAAGGAUUCAAAUAAUGAUAAAAAACAAGUGACUGGUGAUCGUAUCGUUUUUCCUGGUGAUAAAGAUGAAAAAGCUGAUUUGGCUGAGGCGGCAGUGGAGAUAAAAUCUAAUUCCAUUGAAGAGAGUAAAGCCUCAACGGGUAAAAUAGUGUUAACCAACAGAAAUUUCAUUCAGACACCUCCGAAUUGUCCCCCUGGACAACAACCAGACAAGGAUGGCGUUUGCAGGGAUGUGUUCUAA